Messenger RNA from Lolium rigidum, 1431 nucleotides. Its product is annotated as F-box protein At2g26160-like. Bases 1 to 1203 code for a protein of 400 amino acids. Gene Ontology annotation, molecular function: protein binding. Lineage: Eukaryota; Viridiplantae; Streptophyta; Magnoliopsida; Poales; Poaceae. The transcript has a single exon. The record is from RefSeq and is a predicted model, not a curated record.
AUGGCACCGGAGACGCAGCCGCACUUGCAGCCACCGCCGUCGUGGUCGGCCAUCCCGCAAGACCUGGCCGUCCUGGUGCUCCGCCUGCUCCCCGCGUACGUUGACCGUGCCCGCUUCGCCGCGGUGUGCCCGCAGUGGCGUGCCGCCGCGAGGCUGCCCCUUCCUCCGCCGCUGCCGCUGCUUGCUCUCCCCAACGGCACCUUCUACAGCCCCCCCUACACCAAGCCCUUCCGCUUCCCUGGCUGUGGCUUCGCCGGGUACCAGAGCGUCUGCGGGAACUGGCUCGUCUUCCCCCGUGACAACGGGUGCUUCCUGGUCGACCCCUUCUCCAGGGCCACCGUGACGCUCCCCGCUCUCUCGUGCGUCCGUCUCCGGCCUCCCAAUGCAGUCGCUGAACGGACAGAUUCAGAUAAACCAGUCUACGCCACAUGGAUGCAAAUCAGAGAAUCAAACAGGCUGCACAUAAGUAAGCUAAUCGUGUGCUCGCCAAACCUUGUUGCUGCGUUUGUUGGCUUCAGAGAUACCACUCAGAUUCUAAUGUGCCAGCCAGGGGCCUUGUCGUGGUCAGUACGUGCAUAUGAUAGGUGUAAGCGGUUCGAAGACAUGGCGUUCUACCAGGGAAAGCUCUACGCCAUUGCUGAUGACGAGAACCUCCUUGUGGUGAACAUCAGCGAGGACCAUAACACUGGCGAUCCACAGAUUUCAAAGAUUGGUAGGGUCAUUAAGGGUGAUCCUUGGUAUCCAGUUGCGUAUGAAGACGACACUACACCCUGCAAGAAGCUCUACCUGGUUGAAUCAUGUGGGGCGCUGCUGAUGGUACGCAGGGCGAUUUGGUGCCGCAUUCCUGGAGAAUCAGGUAGUAAACUUGUUGCUGGACAGAGCGUGUUUGAGGUUUUCAAGGCUGACUUUGAGCAUUCACGUUGGGACAAGGUGACGACCGUUGGGGAUGACCAGGUGCUGUUUCUAGGGCGGUGCUCCAGGGCUGUAUCUGUGUCUCAGUAUGACUUCCCAGGUGAUAAAAUCUUGUUCUUGGAUGACGACGAGUUGGAUGACUAUGACUAUGAGGACGAGAACAGUUGUGUCAGCACCUAUCAUUUGAGAUUCCACUGUGUGACCUGUGUCACUUCAGGCUAUCCAGGCAUAUACUGGAAGCGUGGCGGUGGUAUGCAUCUGGCAGCAUGGCUCUUCCCUCAGGACCGGUGAGAAGGAGUUAUACUGCUAGUCUGAUAUUUCUAUUCAUGCUGCUCCCAGUCCCAGCUUAUCUGAAAACGGCAUAGAUGUUGAAUGUUAAGUGGUUAUUUUGCAAGCUGCUCACAUGUUGUUAUCUCUCUGACUAUGGUGGUAUGGUGUUCGGUGGUAACCGCUAACAAGCCGUGAGAUGCAUCAGUAGUGUAUUUAUCUGAACUUUGUUAAUCUGUUAAGUGCCGUGCA